AGCUUACCGGGCGAUGCCACCAUUUCUUAAGACCGAGUCAGGUCGACUAACAGUGAAAGUUGCAGCUGCAAAAACUGUCAUCAUCCACUUAUUAAGCUGACAAAUACAGUCUAUCAUACCUAUGAUCAACUGAUUGAAGCAAACUCAGGCUUUAAUUAGCCCAAUUCGAGGCACAGGCUGUUGAACAGGCCGUUUUGCCUCCAAAAAGAGUUUACUUCUAAAGUUUUGAUAUGGCGCAGGAACUUGACGCGGCUCGACAACAGAGAAAAAUUGGUGUAGAAUGGUGCAUGCGGGAUGGUGGCCGAAUAGGCUGGUCCGCCGUGCUGUCUCUAUGGACAACCUGGUUUGUCUGGGACAGCUUGAUUAAAUGUCUGGCAGUCAUGUUACCUACUCUCACAGUACAGCUUCAAACGCCAACCUGGAUGCUCGGAGGGAUAAUCGCAAUAGUAGACGGCAUUGCCGAAGGCUCAGGAACUCUGGUGUUUCCUUUGUCUAAAUGCAUGGGAACUGGUUGUAUCAUUGUGGUUUGUGGGAUCGCAGUAGGCGGUGGGAUCAUAGCUGCUUCCUUCGUGACCAGUGCAAUCCAGCUGGCUAUUAUAUUAACGACGACUGCUGGUUUUGGUAUAGGUGUUUCCGGCAUUUUGGCACGGCAUAUCAUCGGAACAAGUUUCAGUAAGCAAUACGUGAUGGCCAGCGGAUGGGCACAGACCGGUGACUCUGUUGCUUACAUUGUCAUGCCGCCAUUCACUCAUCUGUGUCUUAUCACCUACGGAUGGAGAGGCAAUCUGCUCAUCGUAGGAGCUAUCUGUAUGCACCUUGCCGUGUGCGGCGCCCUUUUGAAAAGAUACAAGGAACCUCGAAGAAAAGACGAAACAUCGCCACUAUUACCUCCUGCAAGAAAUCCUUCAGAUUGCGAAAUGAGUAGCGAACGGAGACCGACAUGCGAAAACAAACACAUCGCCUCAAACAGAGAGCUGUUUACUAAUCCCUUCUAUUGGAUAACAUUGCUGAUAUCCUCAGGUACGCAUCUUACCUCAGGUAUGUGGCGCAUAUAUUUCGUGCCCCAUGCUAUUGCCAAAGGUGUGGCCUCACACGAUGCUGCUUUGUUCGUUACGAUUGCUGGCGUGGUAACCUUGAUUCUUAAAAUCGUUCACGGUCCUUUGGUGGAUGGAGGUUACGUGAGCUGUCGAGUGUUAAUGGGCAUCGCAGCGUUCAUCCCAACCGCAGGACUGAUCAUCGACCCGUGGAUGAAUUCAAACUGGCAAAUAAUAUGCUGCGGUAUCAUGGUUCUCCCUUUCGUUGGUGUUUCCUUUAACCUAACUGAUGUCAUAACGAAGGAGUUGCUCGGUAAAGAUCAACUGGUCAAUGCUUUUGGCUGGCUCGGAUUGAAAGCAGCAUUACUACGAAUUAUAGUAGGAUUCAUCCCAGGUUGGAUCUACGACCAGACAGGUAGCUACGAUGCUGCAUUCGUCAUGAUAGGCUUCCUAGAGUCGCUUAGUCUGAUUGGUCUUAUUGUCCUGAUGUACGUGACCCGUUCCACUAAGAAGGACAACCCAGUUUGACCUCCGUUAGAAGACGUAUGUGCUUUUGGUACAUAUGGGCUGGUGAACAUUGGUUAUUGUAUCCAUAUAUACAUGUAACUGAUGUGCUUGGUAUUAUGGAAUGUUUUAAAUUUACUUUACUUACUUUUAUGGACGACAGGCCAGUCAGUCGGUUAGUUGGUUUGUUGGUCGCCCAAAUUGCUGGUCGGUUUGUUGGUCGGUCGUUUGGUUGGUUGUAGUAUUUGGCUGUGAGUGUUUUCUAGUUGUGGUGGUCGGUCUGUCUGUAUCUGUUUUUAGUUUCUGUUUUUUUAUGUAAUUUUGUUUUUAAUUAUAUUGUAUAUCUUUAAAGCUUUUAACUUGGAGGAUAGUUUUUAACAUUUUAUUGUACUGCGCCUAUGAGCAAUUUUGAUUUGGCUAUGGCGCUUUAUAAAUAUUGUUGUUAUUAUUAUUGUUGUUAUUAUUAAUAUUAAAUGUUUGUAGCCUGCUAGACGACUCAGCAGAACGAACCUUAAGCGCCUUGUAUAGACACGCCAGUGCACCCAGCUGACUACAGCUAGGGUCAGCUGGCUGCAAGUUUGACUGUUUUCUAAACUUAUCUCUAGUGUUUUCAUUUUCCAAGACGUAGGCCUAAUGACGUUACGUUUUGUUUACACAGGUGUGCUUGACAUAAUUGCCAUGUGAAGACGAGUCCCAACCUGGCUCCUAUCAUGAAGGGUGGAAUAAAGCACGUAUGUGCGAGACCUAAAUGUAGUACGGACCUAAAUGCAAAUUGUACACUGAGCCCUAAAUGUAGACUACAUGCCAAAGGUAGUAAUAAUAGUUAUAAUACCUAAGUCUUAUAUAGAGCACGUCUCUACCAACAAUUAGGUACUCAAUUAUGAAAUAAUGUCUAUUAUUAGAGACAUGUAAAUGAAGUACAAGAGAAAUAUGAGAACCAUUAUGUAGCACCUAUAUAAUGGUUUACAAGGUGCUGCGGCGCAUAUUGCAGCCACUGCCAGAAACACCGGGGCAAACUUGCCCCUUCUAUUAGCGAUGAGUGUUACUGGGUUCUUCAACGUGCAUUACAGUACAAGGGACCUACGGCUUUACGUCCCAUCCGAAGGACGGAGCAAUAAUGGUAAAGUGCCAUGCUCAAGAUCACAAGCGCCAUGUUCUCACGGUCAGGAUUCGAACCCAUGUCCCAACCUGGCUCCUAUCAUGGAGGGUGGAAUAAAGCACACAUGUGCGAGACAUAAUGUACAUGUAUAUUAGGACACCGUAACCAUUGGACCACAGCACCCCACAUUGUAUCCAUAUAUACGUGUAACUGGUGUGCUUGGUAUUUUGGAAUGUUUUAUACAGCCAAUAUACAUCUACGUUAUAGAUUUAAAUGAAUUUUAAGUUAUGUCUUGAAAAUACCAGUGUCCCGUUUUGCUUUGCCGGGAGCAUAUUUGUUUCGGGUUAUCUUCUGUAUUACAGGGAAUACACACUAAGGAAGUCCAUUCAGACGAUUUAUGGGAACAAAGCGCGGGCUACAUUUAGGGUCAUGGCCAUAAACAUUAAGAAGAGUUUUGGAGCUACAUAAAUUUUGUAAGUCUGGCCCACAUUGAGAUUUCGGGAUACUUUUAGGUAUAUACCGUGAGGACAGUAAGUUUUAGGUUUGUAACCAAUCCAACCACCACAUUGAUGCGGUACAGUGGUGUUCAGUUAGUCGAUUAAUACCUGGUUUUGCUUGUAGGCCCAACUGUCGUCUUAAUAUUCAUACAGACAAUGAAUGUUUAUGACUGCAAUGGAAACGAUAAACCAGAGGGUAACAGAUGAAGUGGAACAUCUCAUUGAUCACCACAUAAAAUAAAUCUGUCCAUGUAUGCUCGAAUGUGAAAAUAUUAUUAGUGUUAUAGAAACAGCCUUGAUAAAUCCUCGGCUUUCCUCGUCAUCUAAUAGCAAAUAGUGUGACCAUGAAAUUAGCGAAAAUAAAUUGAAAAAAAAAGUAUUGUUGUAGCGGCAGCGCUUGCACGCGGGGUUGGGGGACGGGGUCUGGACCACCGAAGGGUGGAGAAAUGAACCUCCGGUAAGAACCUCCGGGAUGGAAUUGCUUCUCUUCAAUCAUCAAGGUAGCAAACAGGCAAACAAAUAAACACAUCGGACACCACGGCUACACUUAAAUUAGGAAUGCAAAAACAGACACACAAAUUCCUAUCCCAUAUAAAAUCAGUGACAGAUAAAUAUAUGAAAAUGCAACCAACUGUCUUCGAGAACCAACCUUGAUAAGUCAGGAAAACCCUGAAUAAAUGCAUCUGCCUAAUCAUGAAAAUAUAUUGUAACGGGCGCGAAAUUACUAGUUCAAGUACUAAAUGACUAGAGACUAAACAAGAAUUCUGACUGGAGAGAUCGUAUUGUUCUUCAAAUAAUAUUAACGGUUUUAUUGUCUUCCAAUACUGUUAGCACACCGUGCCCGAUGCGUAUAAUCUAAUGUCUAUGUGGAUAACGAUGAGGCGGAGCGCCAAUGUGCAUUGCAAUCGAACGUUGAGUACGACGCGCUCCUUCUUCUAUGUGAACUUCCUCACCGGGCCAGAACCAGUCACGAUCUGAACACCGAGCCCUGACUGGGCUCGUUUUUUAUAGCGUUUGGGCGCGUACAUAACGCAAGGAGCUAGCGCAUCAUAACAAAAUGUCUCUUGCAAUGCUCUGAUUGGCCAUAAACCACUGCGCCAAAUAUUAUUCUUAUUCAUAAUAAUCAUAGCGUCUUGACCUAUAAAGCUUCGAUGAAUUAAACUUGUACAAGUCAUUUCAUUUAACAGUUAUUCUACCAUUAGUUUAUCAUAGGCUCUAUUAUCAGUACACAGUCAACUGUAUUGGCAUUAAUUCUUCUCAUUGAAAUAUAAGUUGUUAACUUUAAACUUAUCUUCUUAUCUUCCGUAAGUCCUAUCAAUUAAGUUUAUGAAAGGAACCUGUAUUUUAUCAGAGUGAAGAAUAAAGUGUGCUUACUGGAAUUUAA
Molecule: messenger RNA, 4518 nt
Organism: Patiria miniata (bat star)
Lineage: Eukaryota; Metazoa; Echinodermata; Asteroidea; Valvatida; Asterinidae
Product: monocarboxylate transporter 9-like
Exons: 4
Coding region: 231-1562 (443 amino acids)
Biological process (GO): monocarboxylic acid transport; transmembrane transport
Molecular function (GO): monocarboxylic acid transmembrane transporter activity
Source: RefSeq, a predicted model, not a curated record